Messenger RNA from Nannospalax galili (Upper Galilee mountains blind mole rat), 6168 nucleotides. RefSeq names its product gastrula zinc finger protein XlCGF26.1. Gene Ontology annotation, biological process: regulation of DNA-templated transcription. The transcript is spliced from 6 exons. Bases 471 to 2474 code for a protein of 667 amino acids. NCBI's taxonomy places the organism in Eukaryota, Metazoa, Chordata, Mammalia, Rodentia, Spalacidae. The record is from RefSeq and is a predicted model, not a curated record.
CGUAUGCGCGAACCUCUCGAGUGGGAGGAAAUCGGCUGGCUACCGGAACAGAAACCCGGCUAGGCAAUGACCGUGUGGCCAUUUCGGGUUCGAUCUUCACGCGAUGCUUCCCAGAUGCUGUCUGGACUCAGAGGGAAUCUGGAAUCUUCCAUCGGGGGGUUCUGGGCGUCGGUGACUAGAAGUCCCCGCGAACUCCCCCGGGCGUGCGGUGUGCAGAGGCGCUGAGAAGGGACUUUCCAGUGUCUGCCGAUCCCCGGUCAUGCCACAUCCAGGCUGCAGUACCCACGUGGUGCCCCAUCUGGCCUCUGCCCAGCAGCUCUGCUUGGAACCUCUAGUCGCCCACCCAGCUUCCGGCUCCUGAGGAAAUCAGAUCUGCCAGCAAGAGAGACCAAGAGUAGAAAGCAGAGAAGAUAUGCCUGCUGACCCAAGACUGUCCCAGAGGCCCCAGAGACCGGGAGCUGGGCAGCAGCAUGGGUCCCGUGAGGAGAAGGCGCCGACAGACCAAAGGAGUUCUUCCCUGCAAACAGAGCCUGAUGAGCAACUCGGUGAGCUUAGGUCCAUUGUUACAGAGGUUGGUGUCGUUUGAGGACGUGACUGUGGACUUCACCCAGGAAGAGUGGCAGCACCUGGAUCCUGCCCAGAGACGCCUGUACCAGGACGUGAUGCUGGAGAUCUACAGCCACCUCUUGUCAGUGGGGUAUCCCAUUCCCAGUCUGAAGCUCAUCUUCAGGAUGAAGAGAGGAAAGGAGGCACGUAUAGGGGAGGCUGAGCUCCUGUGUCAGCGAUGGCCCCGGGACUCUGGACUUGACACCCCACAACAAGAAGUUUCUGAGGGAGCUUCAGUUCGAAGCGGUAUAGGAAGUGAAGUCACAAGAAGUGAUCCGUGGUUUUCCGAAGUUUUACAGGAACUGUGUCAAGGCACUGACUGUACGAAGAGAGAUCAGCAAAACCAGGUCCCACCCUUGAGUCCUGGUACUUUCUUCAGUAACAUGGUACUGAGUGCAGACAGUGACCAUGAAUGUAAAAAGUCUGGGAAAACCAUCCCUUUGGUAUGCAGCCUCAUUUCUACACAAGACGGACCUCCGAAAUGUUUAUUUGCAAAAGUUUUGAACCCUAACCUAGAAGCAAAUGGUCAGAAUCAACACAGUGUCCCUAAAGGGCUUAAUGACACUAUUGCAUCUGAUGAGCUCUUCACACAAGGCUCCUGUGAUGCUACAUCUAAGGUUAUUCAUAGAGAGAAGGCGUACAAAGGUAAUCAGGUGGUAAAAGUUAACCAUAAAGAACCAUUUGUGCAGUAUGAAAGUCAGUCUCAGGAGAAACCACUCGAAUGUGGGAAAGUCUUCAGUGACUGGUCAGCUUUUUGUAAACAUCAGAUAGCACACACUACACCUUUCGACUGUCAUGAAUGUGGAAUAGCCUUCCUCCAGAAAUCGGAGCUGACGUCCCAUCAGAGGCCUCACAUAAGAGAGAAGAAGCCGCAUGAGUGUCCUGAGUGUGGGAAGUGCUUCACUCGGAUCUCCCACCUGCAGUUGCAUAAUCGAAUUCACACGGGUGAGAAGCCUCAUGCGUGUCCUGACUGUGGGAGAUUAUUCCGCCGCACAUCCCACCUGCAGGUGCAUCAUCGAAUUCACACUGGGGAAAAACCUUAUGAAUGCCGUGACUGUGGGAAAUCAUUUGGUAACAGAACCCAUCUGAAGAUACAUCAUCGGAUUCACACUGGGGAGAGACCUUAUGUGUGUUCUGAAUGCGGGAAGGCCUUCAAUCAGAAGUCAAUCCUCAGCACACACCAGAGAAUUCAUACAGGGCAGAAGCCCUACAAAUGCGGUGACUGUGGGAAAGCCUUCUCUGCCAAGGCCCAACUCCAAGUACACGAGAGAAUCCACACAGGAGAAAAACCCUAUGUAUGCACAGAGUGUGGGAAGGCCUUCAGUGCCAGGUCAGGUUUCCAUACGCAUAAGAUGACACAUACCAGGGAUAGACCUUUCAUCUGUCAAAAAUGUGGGAAAUCCUUCCUCCAGAAGUCCGAGUUGGCCUCCCAUCGUCAAACUCACAUUGGAGAGAAGCCUUAUGAAUGCCAGGACUGUGGAAAAUCAUUCAGUAAGACAUCCCACCUGAAGGUGCAUCAUCGAAUUCACACCGGGGAGAGACCUUAUGUGUGUUCCGAAUGCGGGAAGACCUUCUGCUGGAAAUUAUCCCUCAAUCUACACCAAAAGAUUCAUACUGGAGAAAAGCACCAUGUAUGUAACGAGUGUGGAAAAGCUUUUAAUCAGAAGUCAGUACUCAGAAUGCAUCAGAGAAUCCACACUGGUGAGAAGCCUUACAAAUGCAGUGACUGUGGAAAAGCCUUAACCUCUAAGAGUCAGCUCCAAGAUCACCAGCGAGUUCACACGGGCGAGAAGCCGUAUGUGUGCCCUGAAUGUGGGAAAGCUUUCAGUAGCAGGUCAUCGCUGCGUAGACACCAUUUAACACACUAGCGAGAGACCAUUUGUCACAAAUAAGGAAAGAGGGAUCUGGAGGUCAUCCCUGGCAUCCUGCCAGGGAACACGUUGGACAGAAGCCUUAGGAAAGCCACGGCUGUGGAAAACUGUUUCAUGUUGCAUAACGACUGAGGAGAGCUGUUAGCAGUGCGGCAACCGUGGUUCGUCUCAGCAGUGCUUCCAGCUAGAAGUGCAUCAUCAGAUCAAUCACAAGUAGAGACUGCUUUUUCUGAUUUUGGAACGAUCUUCCACCAGAGAUUUCACACUGGAGAAGAGCCUCAAAAUAUAGUGGCUGUAGAAAAUCCUCCAUCAUACAUCAGCAAAUUCACACACAAGAGAACCCCUCGUGUGCCUGAUUGUGGGAAGCCCUUCAACUAGAAGUUGAUAUUCAGCAUGCGCUAGAGAAUUUACAAGGAAGAUAAGCCUUCUCAGUGCCCUGACUGGGAAAUCAUUAAGUGAUGCAUUUUAACUGAACGCAAAUGAUCCGUUUUAUGUUGGGAAGAGACCCUAUGUGUGUUCUGAAUGUGGGAAGGCUUCAACAGAUCAGAUUGCAGUAGACACCAGGCAACUUAUACAAGGGCAGUUCUUAGACCAGUUCUCUGGAACCCAGGGUCAGGUUGGGCAUGUGGAAGGCUCACCCCAGACUUACUGAUGUUGGAUGAAGCAAUGCUUUUGGUAGAUCCUUUUACUGAUGUCCACAGGGCAGAGCUGGCUGGUGUUGGAAUAGACAGCCUCGUUUGGGAUUCCUGCACAAGAGACCUGGACCGAUGAGGGCAGCUCCUCCGUCACCCUUGGCUUGGCUUGUGUUAGCAGGUGCAAAAGAGAUGAAUUCUGGGUUGGGUGAUGGUUUUGGUAAAGGAGUACCCCACAGCUGCACUCGUACCCCCAGAAAUGGCCACGGGAGUGUCUGUGAUGUUCUGGGAAAGGACACAGUCGUUCUUCCCUUUGCAGAUCUCUCACUGCUCCUCACAGCCUCACAGGGUCCAGUCUCUCACACCCAGUCUUCCCUGUUUUGCUUUGCACGUGCUGCAAAAGGUUGGCCAGAGUGAGAGGCUGGCCCGAAGCCAUUCGGUGCCACAUUACCUUUGUGAGGGCAGGUCUCUGGCCUUUUCUAGCCUGGCCUUCUAAAAACUGUCUAAUAACACUAGACACGAGCUGUGCUGCUCCUCCAGGGAGCAACUCAGUAUUUCUAAGCCUCUGUGUUGUGGUCUAUAGAGUGGGGCCUAUGGCUGGAUCAGCCUUGGCUUGUAGUGCUAGGGCACAUAGUGUGCAGGUGGGGCUGUGUCAGCCUCAGCAUCCAGCAUGGACAGGUCCCACUCUGCUGAUGCUUGUUUUGCAUGCUCUUCCCCUACUGUUGAGGAUCAGGUUACCCUUAGUGCCUACUCUACAGUGAUCUUCCUGCAUAACCCAUCCUGUGUGUGGCUGUGUUCACAACCUCUCCAUCACACUAAGAAUUUGAUGAUAGGGCUGGAGAGCUGGCUCAGUGGUUAAGAGCACUGGCUGCUCUUGCAGAGGACCCGGGUUUGGUUCUCAACACCCACAUGGCAGCUAACAACCAUCCAUAACUCCAGUUCUAUGGAUAUGGUGCCCUCUUCUGACCUCUGCAGAAAUUGCACAACAUGGGUACCUUCACACAUGCAGGCAAAACACUCAAAAAUGAAAUAAAAUUUGAGUUUGAUGAGAACAGGGCUUGACUCUUUGGCUCCCUUCAGCGGUGGUACCCUGGGAUCCACUGGAUACCUGGCCCAUACCUCCGUGUUCCAGGGGCAGUGUGCUCACCCAGGGAAGAAGAAGCAGAACCCAAGAAACUCUGACAGCCACUAGAACCAUCUUUGUCAUGGGCUUUGCUUCUGCGGAAUGAUGACCUGGGCUGGACUCACCUGUAAUGGCAGUCUGGGUCCUUCCUGUCACCGCAGGUUUGGGUGUUUGUCUUCCAGACCUUCCUUCAUCCCCAGAUAUGGAGCUAUAUCAGCCUGGGCCUGCCUCACCUCACACCCUAAGUGUCUUGCAAUUGAGCAAAGACGACAUCUUUCUCUUUAUCAAAAUUAAAACUUGUUUAUUAGGGGCUAGAGAGAUGAACAGCGGUUAAGAGCACUGGCUGCUCUCGUAGAGGGUCCAGGUUCAGUUCUCAGCACCCACUUGGCGGCUAACAACCUUCUCUAACUUCAGUUCCAGGGGACUACUGUCCAGUACUCAUAAAGAACUUUACAGCCUGCACUACAAACAAUAAAGCUGUUAGGGGAAUAAAGAGCCCAGGCUGAAAGGAGGUCCUGGAGGUGGACGAGGAAGGUCCAGAAUGUGCGGUUCUGCUGGGUGAAUGUUGCCUUGCCCCUGGGUGACCAAGGGUACCAGUGCAGGAUGCAUAGAGUGGAAUUUGGUAGGAGCAGGUACCAGAGUGGGUCAGGGGGCUGCAAAUGGGGAGGGUUCACUGGUUCCCCAGCAAAUGGUCUCUGUAAGACGAAGAGGGACAUGCCCUUCCCUGAGCUGAAGAGGCCUUGUCCCCCAGUCCAGGGAUGCUCUCUACCUGGCCAGCUCCUCUGGUUGUAGGGGUUCUUUGCAGCAUCUUAGCAAGGAAGAACGUGAGAGUGAGGUAAGGCGGCACCCCCCACCAUCACUCCAGAGAGCACAGAAAGGUUGAGGGACAGGCCCUUCCAUGCCCCCCCCCCAACCUAACCGGGCUCUUAGACACCACCACAAACUCUCAGCCCUGGCCUGGCACUCAAAGGACACAUCUGCCUGGAUUGUUCUCUCCAUAAAUACACUAGCUCCAGGGAAUGCUCCUUGACGGAUGAGGUUGGUGCUGUGUCUUGAGGUCGGGGGUGAGGGCAGAUGACAUCCAGAAGGUGGCAGGCAGACCCUGCUCUCAGGCCCAGGGUACAGAGCUUGCCAGGAUGCUGGACCCCUGAUAGUCUGCCCUCCACCCUUCCCAGGACGGGCCCUAUCCCAGCUGGUUGUGUAGACCCUAGUGACCUCUGGAACCUUGGUUUACCGAUCACAGAUGUGUUCCAUUUGAAACGUCCUUUUUCUCCUGAAGGACCAUUAUUUCCUCUGUAACUGAUGUUCAUAGAGCAAAGGUGGUGGAAUCUGCCCUGGGGCAUUAUGGUUGUGGCUACCUAUAUUUGGAAUCUGUAGCUGGAAACAGGGACAGUUCAGGAAAGAGGCAUGGUAGGAUGAUCUGCAGGAAAGACACUGCAAACCCUCAGUGAUCACUGAUUCUGAUAGCCUCGUGGGAAAGCAUCAAUUCUGUGCCAGGAGUUGUGUGGGAAGAAGAAAGGUCAGCUUGUCACAGCCCCUGACCCCAAGCCCACUCAUCUGGCCAGAGCAGGGACAGCACCAUUAUGGUGGGAGGUGUUUGGGUGUUGGGCGGGAUCAGAGAAGGGAGGGUACAUGUGGGAGAAGCACUGGGGCAGCUGAGAGGGAGCCAGAGUGCCUGGUUCACAGGAGGUGAACCUCAGACCCGUAGGCGGCUGAGUCAUCCUCUGCAGAGAGCAGAAAGAACCUCAGGGCAGAUGCUGGCCGGAGAGAUGUUUGUUGGGGACCUCUGUUGUGUGAAGUAGAAGUUCCUUCAUGACCAGAUAGCCCAUGGGCUCGGCAUAAAAUGCAGAGACUCCUUUUAACAAUAGAGUGCUUUUCCUAGCAUCCUCCUGACUCACCCUUUUGAAGUGCCCGCCACAAAUGCCCUAACAUAAAC